AUGGCAUCCAACCAGGCUGCCGCGCUCAUAGCGCAGCUCAACAAUCUCAGCGCAAAGCUCUCCAGUGAUGACCAGAGCGCAAGAAAGGAAGCCCUGCAAUUGAGCAAAAGGCUUGCGGGAACGCUUGAACAGCCGGAGAAUGUGGCUGUGGAACUGGCAUUCUCGCCUUUCGUCGCUAUAGCCGCCAGAAUCGCCGUGGAUCUUGACCUCUUCAAGAUCAUCGCGAACCAUGGCAGCGCUAUCACCUCAAAGGAAUUGGAAUCCCAGUCGGGCGGGGAAGAACUGUUGAUCAUUCGGACAUUGAGGCCCCUGGCCUCGAUUGGUUUCGUCGAUGAGGUUGGCGAACGAACUUGGGAAGCCACGCCAGUCACCAAGGCGAUGGCUACAGAAGAGAUCGCUGCUGGACAUAGAAUGGUCGGUGAAAUGCUUGUGGGGGCGGCACACAAAGGGCCUAGAUAUCUUCAGGAGGCCGGCUUCUGUUGCCCUGUCGAUCCGCACGAUGGUUUCAUGCAGUACGCAUACCAGACGAAGCUGAACACGUUCCAGUUCUUCACCACCAAGCCGAGUGUCUUGAGAGACUUCAAUCUAUUCAUGGGGAAUACGAUGGGUGCCCGAGAAUACUGGGUUGACUGGUUCCCUGUCAAGGAGAGGCUGCUUGAAGGAGUGACUAUCGACAAAGAGUCAGCCCUACUCGUGGAUGUAGGUGCUGGGAGAGGCCAUGACUUGCUUGCAUUUCAGGCACGAUACCCGAAGCAAGAAGGUCGUCUCGUUCUCCAGGAUCUGGCACCUAUCGUCGACAACUUGCAAGACAUUGAUACAUCCAUUGAGUGUAUGACUUAUGACUUCUUCACCGAGCAGCCGGUGAAAGGGGCGCGAUCAUACUUCUACCAUCACAUCCUGCAUGACUGGUCCGACAAGAUCUGCUUGGAUAUACUGAAGCAAGUCAAGGCAGCCAUGAAACCUGGCUACUCAAAGUUACUGCUACAUGAGAUGAUCAUACCUGAACAGGGCGCGUCAACUUUCCAUGCCAUGCUAGACAUGACUAUGAUGGCCUUCAACGCAGGCAUGGAAAGAACCGAAAACCAGUGGCGAUCACUGCUCGAGAAAGCUGGGCUUACUGUUGUCAAAGUCUGGCCACCCUUGCAAGAGGAUGCAGAUGGGAUCGUGGAAGCAAUGCUCCAGGAGUGA
This is a messenger RNA of Anthostomella pinea, 1188 nucleotides long. Lineage: Eukaryota; Fungi; Ascomycota; Sordariomycetes; Xylariales; Xylariaceae. The record is from the annotation of a GenBank genome assembly.